GAGAAGAAAGGCAAAUGGACCAAGGAAGAGGAGGAGAUGCUGAUUCGCAUGCGUGGGAGUGGCAUGAAAUGGGUCGAGAUUUCGGACCGUAACCCAGGCCGCAGCCCGACGGCGUGUCGCCUUCGGUACCAGAACUACACGGAGAAGAAAGAAUGGGCCGAGGAUGAGAAAGACAUGCUGGCGCGCAUGUAUCAUCGGUUCAUGGAAGACAUGUGGAAACGCAUUGGCAACGAGAUGUGCCGGCCGUGGCGAUCAUGCGAGCGCAUGCACUGGCAGCUGGGCGAGGAAGAGAUGCUGCGCCGGGCCAACGUGCAAUAUAGGAGCACGACGGGCGGCGUGGGCGCGACGACCAUGGCCAGCACCGAGCCGGCGUCAUUCCCGGCCUCGCCGAACCGCGACGCCGACUCCUACCACGCCUACCACGAGCAGCACCACCACCAUCACCACCAUCACCGCCAGACGCUCGAAGAGGACGACGACCUCGACCAGGAGCGCCACCAACAACACCUCCACCACCACCACCAUCACGCCCAGGCGCACCAUCACCAACAUCAGCAGCACCA
Messenger RNA from Aplosporella prunicola CBS 121167, 563 nucleotides. RefSeq lists its product as uncharacterized. The transcript is spliced from 2 exons. NCBI's taxonomy places the organism in Eukaryota, Fungi, Ascomycota, Dothideomycetes, Botryosphaeriales, Aplosporellaceae. The annotation marks the transcript as partial. The record is from RefSeq and is a predicted model, not a curated record.